Choloepus didactylus (southern two-toed sloth) is the source of this 1565-nucleotide messenger RNA. Its product is annotated as nucleosome assembly protein 1-like 1. Gene Ontology annotation, cellular component: nucleus; chromatin. The record is from RefSeq and is a predicted model, not a curated record. Gene Ontology annotation, molecular function: histone binding; chromatin binding. NCBI's taxonomy places the organism in Eukaryota, Metazoa, Chordata, Mammalia, Pilosa, Megalonychidae. Gene Ontology annotation, biological process: nucleosome assembly.
UCGGCACCGCGUCCUGCUCCUCCCGCUGCCGCUGCUGCCCUGAGUCACUGCCUGCGCAGCUCUGGCGGCCUGGCUCCCCGUACUAGCUGCCGAUAUUUGGAGUUCUUACAACAUGGCAGACAUUGACAACAAAGAACAGUCUGAACUUGAUCAAGAUUUGGAUGAUGUUGAAGAAGUAGAAGAAGAAACUGGUGAAGAAACAAAAAUCAAAGCAUGUCAGCUGACUGUUCAAAUGAUGCAAAAUCCUCGGAUUCUUGCAGCCCUUCAAGAAAGACUUGAUGGUCUGGUAGAAACACCAACAGGAUACAUUGAAAGCUUGCCUAGGGUAGUUAAAAGACGAGUGAAUGCCCUCAAAAACCUUCAAGUUAAAUGUGCACAGAUACAGGCCAAAUUCUAUGAGGAAGUUCAUGAUCUUGAAAGAAAGUAUGCUGUUCUCUAUCAGCCUCUAUUUGAUAAGCGAUUUGAGAUCAUCAGUGCAAUUUAUGAACCUACAGAAGAAGAAUGUGAAUGGAAACCAGAUGAGGAAGAUGAAAUUUCAGAGGAGCUGAAAGAAAAGGCCAAGAUUGAAGAAGAGAAAAAGGAUGAAGAAAAAGAAGACCCCAAAGGAAUUCCUGAAUUUUGGUUGACUGUUUUUAAGAAUGUUGACUUGCUGAGUGAUAUGGUUCAGGAACAUGAUGAACCUAUUCUGAAGCACUUGAAGGAUAUUAAAGUGAAGUUCUCAGACGCUGGUCAGCCUAUGAGUUUUGUCUUAGAAUUUCACUUUGAACCCAAUGAGUAUUUCACAAAUGAAGUGUUGACAAAGACAUAUAGGAUGAGGUCAGAACCAGAUGAUUCUGAUCCCUUUUCUUUUGAUGGACCAGAAAUUAUGGGUUGUAGGUGUCAGAUAGAUUGGAAAAAAGGAAAGAAUGUCACUUUGAAAACCAUUAAGAAGAAGCAGAAACACAAGGGAUGUGGGACAGUUCGUACUGUGACUAAAACCGUCUCCAAUGACUCUUUCUUUAUUUUUUUUGCUCCUCUUGAAGUUUCUGAGAGUGGAGAUCUGGAUGAUGCUGCUGAAGACUUUGAGAUUGGCCACUUUCUACGUGAGCGUAUAAUCCCAAGAUCAGUGUUAUACUUUACUGGAGAAGCUAUUGAAGAUGAUGAUGAUGAUUAUGAUGAAGAAGGUGAAGAAGCAGAUGAGGAAGGGGAGGAAGAACGAGACGAGGAAAAUGAUUCAGACUAUGACCCCAAGAAGGAACAAAAUCCAGCAGAGUGCAAGCAGCAGUGAAGCAGGAUGUGUGUAUCCUUGAAGAUAACCUGCACUGUAAUAGCCUAAACACAACUAUUAUUUACUUACAGCCUUAUGUUUUGUAUUUUCUUGGUAGAUUUGGUAACUUUUUUUUUUUAAGGAAAGGAACUAAUAUUUUUAAAGACCAAUUUGUUCUACCUAGCCUUUUAACUAUAAUUUUUCUGCCAGAUAUGUUGAAUGCACACUCUCUCAAGCAUGCUCAUUAAUUACUUACAUAGUUUGGUUUCUGUGGAGUGUUUUUGUCAUGUAACCAUUAAAGUACAGCUAUGAAAUUUAA